UUUUGACCGUACUUGUCUGAACGGACACAUUGUAGAGUAUGCAGCCCCUCGUUGUUCUUCCCAUUGGUUGGCUUGACCAGGAAAUGAAUGUAUAUGUAUUUUAAACAGGGUUUCUCAGCUGGGCUUUAUGCAUUUUAUCAUGAUGAUGCGGGAAGACCUGUGACACAGAGCCAUGCAAACGGACUGCCACCAUUUAAUGAGAGUCUGGGAUUGUACCAGUGGAGUGAUCAGGUGGUUAGAAGAGCAUCAAGGUUAUGGGAUAUCCGUGGCAACAGGAUGGAAGAAGCCCAAAAACCUUUUUGACUGCCCAAUCCUGGAGGGGAUGGAGCUUGAGAACCAGGGUGGUUUGGGGAUAGAGCUCACUGGGAGAACAUAUUGCUGGAGGUACUGUAACUGCUGCUGUUGAAACCUAUGUCUGUGAGCAUGUUGUAAAGAACAAAGGAUCAGCUUGUUACUGCCAGAGUUCACUUUUUAGUGCCUUGUUCGACUGGAAGGUGAAAUCAACUGAAAAUUAAGCAAAACAAACUGAUAUUUUCUGAGCUGUGAAUGAGGCUAUGACAGGAUCUCACACACAGAACAGAGUGUUUUCUACGAUUACCUUAGCAACAAUGGAGGACACUGGCUGGUACAGAUCCAAUUACAGCAUGGCAGAGAGACAGGACUGGGGAAGAGGAAUGGGCUGUGACUUUGUAAUGAAGAGCCUCAAGUUCUGGAUGAAGCAGAAAGCUGCUCCAUUCUGUGAUGCUUUGAGGAGUAAUCCUUUACAGCUCACAUGCAGGCAGGACCAGAUGGCUGUGGCAGUGUGCAAUUUACAGAAAUAUAUGAACAAUAUACCAGCGGAGUAUCAGUAUUUCGAUGGCAUCCCUGGCAUCCCUUUUCAAGAUUUUCCUUACUACGGUGGCUCAGUGGAGAUAGCUGACUACUGCCCGUUCAACCAGGAAUUCAGCUGGCAUCUGAGUGGGGAGUGCAGUUCUAACUGUAAAAUUGCUGAAAACCAGCCAGGUUAGUGGCACAGUGAAAACCUACAUACUAACAAGCUGUCUAUAAAGCUGUUUAUUUUGGUGGCCCCCAGUGGUUCACCUAGUAAAAGCACAGCUGUUUGGAGUGCAGAGUGAGUCACAGAAGCUUUUGUUCAAAUCCUGCUUGCGCCGAGUUGCCGAUCUUGGCUGGGGACCCAUAGUGAGCUCUGCAUUGGCCUUUGCUCUCCAAAAGGAUUAGGGCGGAAAAUAGCCUGAGCACAGUCAUCCUCCUCGCACUUCAGCAACCCACACUGGUCAGAUGGGCAAAGAGUUCAGCCCACGUGGGGUUCAGUAGCUUCAGUUAAAGGUGUAUUAUGGAAAAAAUGACAAUGCUUUGGGUUUGAUAUUGCAAGAAUAUGAUUUUAGAAAAAUCAAGGAUUCUAGAAUUAGCUGAUUUACUUUAUUGAUCCCUUUUUCAAAUGAACUGCACUUUUUUUCAAUGAUGUAGAAAAAAGCAGCAUUUGCUGCACUUUUACUUGAAGAAAAUGUAUUCAGUGUGGAUAUUGUCCUUAUGCAGGAUCGUGUUCAUUUUAUAUAAAGCUCAACAAUACACACACUGAUGUAUUUUAUAGACUCUGAUACUCCUGACUUUUAAGGGGCAGGAGUAACAUUUUGCAAGACAUUGUAUAGAAAUGUAGUGUGUUACAGCAGCUUAUUUCUUGCAAUAAUUGUGCAGUAUGGCGUGCUGUACAAGCUCUAAGACAAGAAACCUACCAAUUAUGAGCAACCCCUCGUUCCGUCUAUAUGCCUAAUCAAUGUACUGAAAAUCACUCGCUUAUAAUAAUAAUGCCCAUUCAUUCUCUUAAGCAUGCCCCCUUUAACACACUCGGCAUGGGCUAAGCCCACUGACUAACACUAAAUAAGAUUAACAUAAUGUUGCACUCUGCAAAAUGUGUGAAAGUUCCUACUGUACAAGCACUCUGAAAACAGUUACAAUCACAGUUUUGACUAUUCUACAUAAGCCUUACAUAUCUGACAAUAAUGGCCUGUCAGAUUACAGGGGUUGAUGCACUGUUCCUUUACCAGGGUGCCUGCAGAACUGUCAUCUUAAGAAAUGUAUUGUACUCCUGGGUUAGAUUAAUUUAAGACGUUUUUAGUGAUCUGUGAUUGUUAGUGAAUUGAUCUUCUUUUGACAUGUGUUUGGUUACCUUUCUAUUUCUGUAUGAACAAGGACUCAAUGUAUUUACAUACUGAAAAUGUUAGCAAUGAUAACUCUUUUUUACAAUUUCAUUUUUGAACUGGUUUUAUUGUAGAUGCACUUAACAGUGGGAUUUCAGUAUUACGUUUUGUUGCAGCUUUUUUAAAUAUUACUUCUACCCAAUAUAGUUAACCUGCAAUUGUGUUCUAACUCACCUGCUUGUAAAGCUCUAUGACCUGGUCUUUAUUUAUCUGCACAGUAUUAUUUACACUCCAAUAUCUAUAAUGUUUUAAAACUACUGAAACUGUUUUAAUUGCACAUACCUUUUUAAGUCACAAGUCUUAAUUAUUUUACUAAUGAAAUAUCUUCUUUAGACAACAUUCUCUAUGGAAUACAUGAGAUUUACACGAGUUACCAGCAAGGGGAUCAUUUUGUAUAUUUGUUUCCAGGCAGUCUGCCAUACUUGAAGGUUUGUAUUCAACAAAAUCCCAACUAGAAAAAAAUAUGUAUGGAGGAAAUUCUACAUGGAUUUAGUUAUUUCCCUUUCUAGAUAAUGUUAACUCAUUCUACAUAUAAUAUGCUCUGCUUUGAAAGUAUCAUGUGUGCAGUCUACAGUGAAAUCCCUCUAUUCUGACCACCUAGAGAGAUGCAGCACCGACUCGCAGCAUUUUAAAAACAGCUUUAAGAGCAAAGAGGAAAGAUGUGCACCUUAACUGAGCUAAACCUGAACUUCUGCAAAGCUGGUGCAACUGAGCCCAGGUCUUCAGAAGAACGUGGACACAAGGAGAGAGAGCGUACUGUGCUCGUAUAUUGAAUUUUUGUAAAGCACCUUGAAUGCUGUGAAAGACACUACAGUAUAUAGCUCCAGAAUCUGAUACCAGAGCUUUGUUAAUAGUAUAUGACAACCUGCAAGGGCUCUGUACUCCAGUCAUAGGUUUAGAGUUGUCUGCUAUGUAAUGAGACCAAAGACAUUUCUAUAGAUAAAUCUGAGCUUGCUUAAAAUAAUAAUAAUAAUAAUAAUAAUAAUAAAAAGACGUACUUCCUCUUUGUUCUGCUUAUUUUACAUUAGAAAAAAUGGCAAUUUUUUGCGUUAUUAUGGUUUGUAGCUAGUUGUAUGUAUUAUGUUAGAAGAGAUCAAAAUAAUGUGAAUGCUGGAAAUAAAUGAAUAAAUGAU
Acipenser ruthenus (sterlet) is the source of this 3331-nucleotide messenger RNA. Its product is annotated as leishmanolysin-like peptidase. The coding region runs from base 555 to 1007 and encodes 150 amino acids. Lineage: Eukaryota; Metazoa; Chordata; Actinopteri; Acipenseriformes; Acipenseridae. Gene Ontology annotation, biological process: cell adhesion; proteolysis. Gene Ontology annotation, molecular function: metalloendopeptidase activity. The record is from RefSeq and is a predicted model, not a curated record. The transcript has 7 exons. Gene Ontology annotation, cellular component: membrane; cytoplasm.